CCGCCCGCAGCCGCCGCCACCACCACCGCCGCCGCCGCCAUGAUGCUUGUUUGCUUUCAAUGAGUGUGAGGAGGAGGCGGGGGGGAGCCGCUCUCCCGUCCGGCCCGCGGCAGGAAACAAAGAGCCAGGCAGGCGGCGGAGCGAGGGCGGCGGGGGGACGGGGAUGCUGCAGCCACAGGAAUGCCCAAGGAAAAGUACGAUCCACCUGAUCCACGGAGGAUGUACACAAUUAUGUCCUCAGAGGAAGCAGCCAACGGAAAGAAAUCACACUGGGCAGAGUUGGAAAUAAGUGGGAAAGUGAGAAGCUUAAGUUCAUCGUUGUGGACGCUGACCCAUUUGACAGCUUUGCAUCUCAGUGACAAUUCCUUAUCCCGUAUUCCUUCAGACAUUGCCAAGCUUCAUAAUCUGGUGUAUCUGGACCUGUCCUCUAAUAAAAUCCGCAGUUUACCAGCAGAGCUCGGAAACAUGGUGUCACUCAGGGAACUACAUUUAAAUAACAACCUGUUACGAGUUUUACCUUUUGAGCUGGGAAAACUGUUCCAGUUACAGACUUUGGGUCUGAAAGGAAAUCCACUCACACAGGACAUUCUGAACCUUUAUCAGGAACCAGAUGGGACACGAAGGCUACUGAACUAUUUGCUUGAUAAUUUGGCAGGUACUGCAAAAAGAAUCUCAACAGAACAACCACCUCCAAGGUCUUGGAUUAUGUUACAAGAACCAGACCGUACCAGACCCACAGCCUUGUUCUCUGUCAUGUGUUACAACGUGCUGUGUGAUAAAUACGCUACCCGGCAGCUGUAUGGCUACUGCCCAUCAUGGGCAUUGAACUGGGAGUACAGAAAAAAAGCCAUUAUGCAGGAAAUCCUGAGCUGCAACGCUGACAUCAUAAGUCUUCAGGAGGUUGAAACUGAGCAGUACUACAGUUUUUUCCUGGUAGAAUUGAAAGAACGUGGUUAUAAUGGAUUCUUCAGUCCAAAAUCUAGAGCUAGGACAAUGUCAGAACAGGAAAGAAAACAUGUUGAUGGUUGUGCAAUAUUUUUCAAAACAGAAAAAUUUACUUUGGUUCAGAAACAUACCGUUGAGUUCAAUCAACUGGCUAUGGCAAACUCAGAAGGCUCAGAAGCUAUGCUGAACAGAGUUAUGACAAAAGAUAACAUUGGAGUUGCUGUGUUGUUAGAACUGCGAAAAGAAUUGAUAGAAAUGUCAUCCGGAAAGCCGCACCUGGGGAUGGAAAAGCAGCUCGUUCUUGUUGCUAAUGCACACAUGCAUUGGGACCCAGAUUAUUCUGAUGUGAAGCUGGUUCAGACUAUGAUGUUCCUAUCCGAGGUAAAGAACAUUAUUGAUAAAGCUUCUCGUAGUCUCAAGCCUGGUGUUGCAGGGGAACUUGGAACCAUUCCACUUGUACUGUGCGCCGAUCUCAACUCUCUGCCCGACUCUGGUGUUGUUGAAUACUUGAGCACUGGUGGAGUGGAAACAAACCACAAAGAUUUCAAGGAACUGAGAUACAAUGAAAGUCUUACUAACUUCAGUUGUAACGGAAAAAAUGGAACAACAAAUGGAAGAAUCACACAUGGUUUCAAGUUGAAGAGUGCCUAUGAGAAUGGUCUAAUGCCUUAUACAAAUUACACGUUUGACUUCAAGGGUAUUAUUGACUACAUCUUCUAUUCUAAACCUCAGCUAAACAUACUUGGCAUUCUCGGACCUUUGGAUCAUCACUGGUUAAUAGAGAACAAUAUAAGUGGUUGUCCGCAUCCACUCAUCCCUUCUGACCACUUCUCACUUUUUGCACAACUGGAGCUUUUGCUGCCUUUCCUGCCUCCUGUAAACGGAAUCCAUCUCCCUGGCAGGAGGUAGUUAAGUACAUUUUAGAGGGUAACCUCAAUCAAACCUGUACAAUUGUAAAAUCUGAAUAUAGAGGAGUGAGGUAUGGCCAACAGGGAUUUUUUUCU
This is a messenger RNA of Lagopus muta (rock ptarmigan), 1949 nucleotides long. RefSeq names its product CCR4-NOT transcription complex subunit 6 (gene CNOT6). The record is from RefSeq and is a predicted model, not a curated record. Gene Ontology annotation, molecular function: protein binding; poly(A)-specific ribonuclease activity. Lineage: Eukaryota; Metazoa; Chordata; Aves; Galliformes; Phasianidae. Gene Ontology annotation, cellular component: CCR4-NOT complex; nucleus; cytoplasm. The coding region runs from base 181 to 1854 and encodes 557 amino acids. Gene Ontology annotation, biological process: nuclear-transcribed mRNA poly(A) tail shortening. The transcript has 12 exons.